This is a messenger RNA of Quercus lobata, 777 nucleotides long. RefSeq names its product probable LRR receptor-like serine/threonine-protein kinase MEE39. The transcript has 3 exons. Gene Ontology annotation, molecular function: protein kinase activity; ATP binding. Gene Ontology annotation, biological process: protein phosphorylation. Bases 1 to 777 code for a protein of 258 amino acids. NCBI's taxonomy places the organism in Eukaryota, Viridiplantae, Streptophyta, Magnoliopsida, Fagales, Fagaceae. The record is from RefSeq and is a predicted model, not a curated record.
AUGGAUGACUCAGGCAACAAAGCAUACCAAGUACCAUCAGUUGUCAUGAACAGUGCAGCCACGAAAUUAAAUGUAAAUGCUUCCGUAGGCUUUUUUUGGACACCUGAUAAUGGUAACACCGUGACUCAAUAUAUCUACUUGCACUUUUUGAACUUAAAAAAGCUUCAACCAAACCAGACUAGAGAAUUUAACGUAUUUUUGAAUGGAGACUUUUGGCUUACUCAGCCUGUGGUCCCUUACUACUUAUCCACAACUACAGCAUACAGCACAACGGGAACUACUAGAGCAGAGUUUAAGCUUUGGUUAAAUAAAACUGAAACUUCCACCCUUCCGCCCAUUCUUAAUGCUAUUGAGAUUUACACAUUGAAACAGCUUUUACAAGCACAAACAGACCAAGAAGAUGGGGAGGUGAACAUUGUAUCCAAUGAACAAGGUCGGGUGUUAGAAUCUAAAAAACAGCAGUUCACAUACUCAGAGGACCUCAGCAUUACUAACAAUUUUGCAAGCGUUAUCGGGAAAGGAGGCUUUGGAACAGUUUAUCAUGGCUACUUAGAUGGUUUUCAAGUUGCUGUGAAGAUGCUUUCACCAUCAUCGGUUCAAGGGCAUAAGGAAUUUCAAGCAGAGGCCAAAUUUCUUACGAGAAUUCACCACAAAAACUUCACUUCUUUUGUUAGAUAUUGCCAUGAAAACACCAAUAUGGGGCUCAUCUAUGAGUAUAUGGAAAAUGGAAACUUGGCACUGCAUCUAUCAGGUAUUGAUCAUACUAAAAAUCUUUAA